ACCCCCUGUGCGCAGGCGCAGAACGCUUCGCCUGACAGUGGUAAACAGACGUCAGAAGGGAGUCUUCGCCUCGAGUCAAAACAAAACAAAACAACUCAAAAAGAGACUGAAGGAGUGAAUAUUUGGACAGCCACGACGACAGGAAGUUUUAAAAAACUCAUCGCGGAUUAAAAUCGGCCACUUGGUGGAAGUUAUCGGGAGCUUUUCACGGAUUGUAAACUCUGGAGUACAGCAGGAGCUUAAGCAGCUAGCGUUACGGAGGCUAUCGUGCUGUUUUCAAAGUGCGGCGGGUUGGAUUCGACACACCGCCGAGGACACACAACUUCACCCAACACCCAGGAAUCCGCUUUCUAGUUUGUUCUCCGGGACUUGGUGGCGGAUCGACCGAGCUCCGGGCCUCGCUGAGAGGGUUUUAUAGCCGCUUCUUCGAGCAUCGUGUGCGGCGGCGCGGCAGCAGAAACAUGGCAGAUGGUGACAUGCGCCUGGCCGCAAUGUGGCGGAUCGUACAGACCUGAAGCACGGACUUUACUCACCAACAUUUCUCUCAUCUUUCCACUUUUAUUAACUUUAUAAACACCAUUUGUCACUGACCUAAAUCCCUUCCCUUUUCCCCCGCUCUAAAUUUUUCUGGUUUUUAGUUUUAGCGGCUUUUACUUACAGGCCGAGGAGCUGGAGGCUGCUUUUUAAACACUUUUUUUUACAGUUGCAAACAAACUGUUGUUAGGAUGAUCAGUCGUUUUUAGUUUUUACACUUAACUUUGAUUUUACCGGACUGUUUUUUUUUUGCGUUGUUUAUUUAUUUGAAGUUUGUUUGGAUGUUUUUGUUGCCUUGUGUAGAUCACAGACAUCACGUUGUUUACAAGUGGAGACGGACAGGGGCUCCUGAGAAGAUCCUUUGUAAUGCCUGUUUGUAGUCUCAUAGCUUUACAGUAAAACAUAUAAACCCUGCCUGUUUUGAAUAAGACAAUUUAAAUAUAAAAUGAUACAUUUUGUACGAAAUAUUUCUUAAUUUUGUAUUUAUUCAAAACAUAUUGUUUUUAGUUAGUUUAGCAUUGCUAAUUAUAUUUUUCACAACAUUUACCAUUUAAAAAAAUGGUUAAAUAACAGGAAUGGCAUUAUUUUGUAUCCUUAUACCUUUAACAUUUUGGUAUUCAUUUGCAGGGGAACCAAAACCUCUGUAGAACCAGAUGAUUUGGUGCUCACUCUGCCACUUUUGUUUUUAUUUCAUUCAAACAAAGGGACUCUCAUCCCGGCCCUCCUUUAUUCUAUAUAAUCGGAAGGUUUAUGAUAGUUACUAUUAAAGAGAUUAUUUGGGUUCCCUAAUCUCCAAUCUGAGGAUUAACCGAGGCUAUUGGUGUGCCCAGAUUAUUCAGUCUCCUCUCCAGGCCCCACAGUCUCUGGAGCAUAUUGUUUUUGUGUCAGGAAGUGUUUUUUUUUUUACUCAUCAUGCACUUAAAGUUUACCUUAACUGUUUAGAGUAGAUGUUUUAAGUCGUGACAUAUUUUUUUGGUUGAGUGUAAAUUCAGAGGACCACCAUGGAGGACUCUUCGGUGCCACCGAUUGACCCAGAUUUUGAGCCGCAAAGCAGGCCCCGCUCCUGCACAUGGCCCCUGCCCAGACCCGACAUCUCGGCUGUCAAACCGGAGGGGGCGGAUGGCUCCGAGUCCUCCGCCGGGACCCCGCCCGGGGAUGAGGACAAGCCCGAGCCUCAGCAAAUCACGUCCGAGCCCGAGAAGGCUUUGGAGGGGGCGGGGGCGGAGGGAGGGGCCGCGGCCGGCGGGGGAGGAGCGACGCCCCGCAAAGGGUCCUCCCGCCGCAACGCGUGGGGAAACCAGAGCUACGCAGACCUGAUCAGCCAGGCCAUCGAGAACUCACCUGAGAAGAGGCUGACCCUGGCUCAGGUCUACGAGUGGAUGGUGAAGACAGUGCCUUACUUCAGAGACAAAGGAGACAGCAACAGCUCGGCUGGCUGGAAGAAUUCAAUUCGCCACAAUUUAUCACUCCACAACAAGUUCUUGAGGGUACACAAUGAAUCAACAGGAAAGAGCUCCUGGUGGAUGCUCAACCCAGAAGGAGGGAAGACGGGGAAAGCCCCCCGCCGCCGCGCCGCCUCCAUGGACAACAGCAGCAAACUGCUGAAGAGCCGCAUGAGGGCAAAGCAGACCAAGAAGCAGGCGGGAGCCGCCGGGCUGGGGGGGGCAGGAGGGGGGCUGCAGGGCGACGGCAGCACAGGCUCCGGGGGCGCAGACAGCCCCAACUCAUCCCAGCAGUUUCCCAAAUGGGGGGUGAACAGCGGCAGCCCCUCGUCCCGCGGCAGCCUGGACGACUCUGACAUGUGGACCACCUUCCGCCCGCGCACCAGCUCCAACGCCAGCACCCUGAGUGGGCGUCUGUCCCCCAUUGCUCCGGGACACGAGGACGACGACAACCUGCCGGAGGACAGCCUGCUGGGCCGAUACAGCUCCAGCAGCCUGACCCCCACCCUCACUGAGACCCUCAUGGAAGAGCUGGAUCUGAUCGACGGCCUCACAUUGAUGACCGGGCAGCAGGGAGGGGCCAGUCCCAGCACAGCCCCCCCGGCCCCUCCCACCCCACUGCCCUCCGCCUCCACCCUGCUGCCCCGCGGCUCCAGCUUCUCCUCCUUCAACCAGUUGCAGCAGUCCAGCCUCCCGCCGCCCCCCCCCCCUCACAGUGGGACCCAGGCCUCUCAGUGUGGCAGCAAAGAGCCGUCAUCCUUCAGCAACUCCCUCUUCAACCCCAUGUCCAGCUCCGGCUCUCGUGGGGGCGGCCAUUACACCAGCCAUGUGCCUUCCAGCCUGGAGGCGCUGCUCACCUCCGACUCCCCCCCCCCCAGUGACGUGAUGAUGACCCAGGUGGACCCCCUGAUGCAGAGUCCUGGAGGCAUGAUGGGCCUGGGCUCAUCCGUGGUGGGCGUGAGGUCCAAACCCAACCAGCUGCUGUUGGGGAAAGGGCUGGAGCCCAACACGGUGGCCCCCAUGGCGCUUCAGCAGAUGCAGCAGCGCCACCUCCACCUCCAGCAGCAGCAGCAACAACAACAACAACAACAACACCACUCACAGAUGGGGUUGGGGAUGAUCCUCUCAGGUAUGUCUCAGGACCCGUCACAGCUCUCCGCCCUCAAAGCCCAGCACACAGCCCUGCCAGCGGGGGGCUCUCACCCCGGGGCGGCCCACCCUGGCUCCAGCCUGCUGGGGAUGGCUCAGUUGGGUCAGUUUGGAGCUCCGUCCUGCUUCCAGCCCGGGCAGGACCGGCUGCCCACAGACUUGGACAUUGACAUGUUCACCGAGAACCUGGAUUGUGACGUGGACUACAUCAUCAACAGUGACCUCAUGGACGGGGACGUCCUUGACUUCAACUUUGACCCCAUCCUGCCUGGAGGCCAGGGCUACGCCGGCCCCGCCUCCACACAGGGCUCCGCUCACAGCUGGGUGCCGAGCUAAGUCCUCCGCUGUCCAGUCAGCCAGGAACUAAUCUCCAAUCAAUGAAACCUCAAAAUCGUUCAAAACAACCGGUGCAUUCCUCCUCCCUGCUGGCUGGAUUUUAAAACUAGAUGCUUCACUCGGACGUAAAAGACAGAGCCUCUCCCAUGUCAUGUGCCAAGACAUGCGGAGGACAGGGAGGAGCGUCAUGCUACUAUGCACAAUAUUUCUCCCUUUUUUCAAAAAACAAACACUUGCAACGAUUUGGCUGCUAGCCGAUUAACUUUUUUUCUUCUAACCAGAACUGAUGUUUUUUAAAAGACGUGUGACUUGGUGUUUUAAAGAGUGAAAAGACAAAUCAUAAUCUCCCCUCUGCUGGGGGUUUAUACUUCAGUUUUUGUCACACCAGAAUAGCUUUUGGGUGGAUACGGUACGGGACUACUUUGGUAUUGAAGACUCAAUAGACUGUUUUUUUUGGAGAAAUGGCCAGUUGUCCAUACUACACGAGCACGAACUGCCAGACCAAAUGCUGUCGGAGGAAAAAGCCUCCUCACAGGAUUGUGUUGCGAACAGACGGAAGAUAAAAGACUGGGCGACUGGAGGUAUAACAUGUUUUAUUUGACAUCUCGCCCAAUUGUAUACUACAAUUAUGUGUACGGUUUAAAUUUCUCACUAUAGAGAAAGAAGAUGCAUUUUUUUUUUCUCCAAUGGAAUUUGGUGAUGAACAGUUAAGAGGGUCUGUAUUUUCAGUUUGGCUAUUUUGACUUCAAUCCGGUGUGUUGCGGUAGAUGUCAGUUAGAGGGUGUGUUUUGUUUUUUUAUCCCUGAUGUGCAGUUAAACUAACAAAAUGAAGAAAUGUGAUUUUUGAAUUUAUACACGGGGCAUUCAAGGGUACAUUUAUUUGCCAACAAGUGAUUGGUUGGCCAAGUAUUAUAUUGUUUCAGACAGCAGUAUGCCACCGCUGUCAGACAUCUACUUGACUAUUAUCUCCUCUUUUUGUUUUCAUCGAACCUGUGCAUUUUCAUAGCACUUAGGUUUCCUGCGAACCAGGAACCCCAAACUAGUAGACACAUUAGGUUAUAACAUUUCAUCAAAUGAGUUUAAAUCCUGUAAAAAAUAAAUAAAAGUAUAUGUUGCACAUGUACACGAUGAGACGCUAUGCAGAUUUCUGGAGAGAACUAAAUGAAAUCUUGAAGGAAAUUUAAAAAAAAUCACUUCUUGAAGGUUUUUUUGUUUAACAUUUUCCUGAAAUGUUGAGACUUUAAUUUUUCAAGAAAUGAAUUCUCUGUGUGAGAAGUACACAAAAAGAAUAUAUUUGAUUAUAGUUUUAAUAUACAAUUUAGACGAGGUAAUAAAUGAGAUAUUAAUACAUAUGAAUAUAUUACUAAUGACAAGUGAUGUUUUUUUACAUUGGAGGAAGCAUUCUCAGAUAAUUUGUAACGGUAAUUUUCUAUACUUUUAUUUUUGUAAAGAAUGAGAUGCAUGUAGAUUUUUUUACAUAACCAAAGGAACACUAAUAUUUGCAUGGCAUGUAGGGCCAGCUUGGGCCUGACGCAGUAUCUUGUGUACAUAAGCUUUGCAGAAGAUGCCUGUAACAUAAGAAUCUGACUUGUAGAGUGAGGCAACGUGCAUCGAUACUUGACCAUUUAAAUUCCCAAUGAUCUGCCUCUUUGUUUUCUGCAUUAAUCGUGAAUCCAAAAGAGAAACAGUCCCACUUUCAACAUGUCACCGGAUUCUCAUCUCAAAACGAGACUGAUACAACCGUUACCUCUCAGGGUCGCUCACAAGAAACACAGGAAAACAACUUUAUGAUCACUGAAUAUAUAGAUUAUUUUUUCUUUAUGAUCACGUGACCAUAAAGCAAAAAUAAUCUAUAUAUUUUACCCAUUUGUCUCUGGACUGGAAACCUUCACGUCUUUGUUUUCCUGGAGGAUCUUCUGUCUUAAAAAGAGUUGACUUUAAAUUUGACUUCCCUUUUUUUAUAUCAGUGGUAGCCGAUCCCUUGGGUUUCCUUUUUUUUUUACUGCCAAUAUUUAAAACACUAUAGCAUGACUUUACUCAGUAGCAAGAUGGACUUUAUUUGUCCUCUUCCCCCCGUACAUUUUGUGCUUGUAUUUAAAUACUUUUGUUCAUAAUUGUAAUCAGAAAUAACAUCCCUGCAGUUUGAACUCUCAUCAUUUCACUGCAGGUAUGUUAGCCUCUGAUUUGUACAAAGCACUCUUUUUUUUUGUUCCAGUUUUUUUUCAAACAUUAUGAACGGUGCUAGAUGUAAUUUGUGACGUAUCCUGCAGUACGUCAUGAUGCAAUGGGUGCAUAUCAGGGCCUUUUGAAUUCUCUGUACACAGCUCAAGGAUCUGGAUGAGGUGUUAGGUUAGAAGUUAGCACACGAUCAAAAGUCCUUCCCCUUCCUCGUUGUUUAUGUUUUUAUAUAUAAAUAUGAUAACCCCUUUCUCCAAACUGGUCAUUCAUUAGAUCUGGAAACAGGAGACCAGCUUGUUCAAAGUGCAUGAUUUUCUUCUAAAUCAUAACAUGUAAUCAUUUUUAGAAAGUUGUCUAUGCAACAAUUUUGCCCCCUAUUUUGAAUUAAUGUCCAUGUGUUGGAAAUGUUAUUAACAUUUAAAGGACAGACUGCAGCAUGUAAAGGAGCGGUGGUUGGUUUGAUGUCUCUAGUUUACGGUUGCCUCGUUUAAUUUUUUUUUAAAAAGGGCAGGUGUGGUGUUAUUACUCCCCUUGUAUCUCCCCCUCUAUGUAAUAAUUAUCUACAUAUUUUGUUCUUCAGUUUUUUAAGUAGCAGUUAGUCCCUUAAUGUUUGUUUUGAACUGUUAAAAUUGCCCCUAUUUUACUCAGUAUUUUAGUAUGCGGCAAGGGUUUUUCUUUCAUAAGGGGAGGGUGGGGUGGACAUGGAAUGAUGAGUUGUGCAUAAGCCAAUUAUGUUUAUGAUUUUUGAUUAAUGUUGAUAGUGUUAACCCCCCCUACCUCUUUAUCUUUCUUUACACAUUGUAAAGUCAGCCAGAGAUGACAGUCAGUUCUGAAAAGCAGAAAUAAAUUCAAUAAACUGUUUAACCCAC
Molecule: messenger RNA, 6508 nt
Organism: Gymnodraco acuticeps
Lineage: Eukaryota; Metazoa; Chordata; Actinopteri; Perciformes; Bathydraconidae
Gene: foxo4
Product: forkhead box O4
Exons: 3
Coding region: 1536-3461 (641 amino acids)
Biological process (GO): regulation of transcription by RNA polymerase II
Cellular component (GO): nucleus
Molecular function (GO): DNA-binding transcription factor activity, RNA polymerase II-specific; RNA polymerase II cis-regulatory region sequence-specific DNA binding
Source: RefSeq, a predicted model, not a curated record